Molecule: messenger RNA, 2841 nt
Organism: Diaporthe citri
Lineage: Eukaryota; Fungi; Ascomycota; Sordariomycetes; Diaporthales; Diaporthaceae
Exons: 4
Coding region: 1-2841 (946 amino acids)
Molecular function (GO): protein binding
Source: RefSeq, a predicted model, not a curated record
AUGAGCUUUGGGUUCAGUGUUGGUGACUUCCUCGCCGUUAUUGGGCUUGUCACUCAAUUGCGGAAGGACUUUGCGGAUGCCCCAAGCCAGUUGCGCGACCUAUCGGCGGGACUCAAAACAUUCUCGACUUUGCUGCAGGAUACGGAGGUCGACCUGACUGCAAAUGAGCUCGAUUUAAGACAACAUGAAGCGCUCGAGUCUACCUUGUCUAGCGCACAAGAGUUCCUCAAAGACCUUCAGAAGUUCAUUGACAAAAGCAAGGAAAUAGCUGAUUCUGCAGGUUCCAAAACCCGGGUCAGCCUCAAGCGCACCUGGAAGCGACUCAGUUUCGACCAGCAAGAAGUGUCCAAAUUCAGACAUCAGAUAAGCUUAAUCAUCGCAGGACUACAGAUGUUCAGCUCAAAUGAGGUGAAGCACAAUACAAGGAAGAUAGCACGAUACGUCGACAAACAAGAACAUAGAGACAUAUUGAAGUGGCUUAGCGACGACGACUUCAACUACCACAGGAAUUACCAGAGCCAUUUGGUUCGCAACCGCCAAGCUGGGACCAGAAAAUGGCUCCUGGACUCGGAUGAGUGGAGAUCAUGGCUGAAAGUCGGUGGACAAACUCUGUACUGCCCGGGGAUUCCAGGUUCUGGCAAGACGUUCACGACAGCCAUGGCUAUCGAGAACAUGGACAGCCUCUCGGAGGAGCACGGCUGGGUCUUUGCAUACGUCUUCUGCAACUACCAGCAACGCAAAGAGAACAUGUGCGAGAUACUCCUGCGCAGUCUCCUGCGGAUGGUUCUGGAACAGUCACAGGAAAUAUCCUGUGAGAUUCAGAGCUGGCCGACCAGUAACAAGGAAAUCAGCAUCGAUGAGAUCACGGAACAGUUGCGUGUCUCGGUAGAAGGGUGUUCUCGUGUCUUUUUCAUGGUUGAUGCGCUCGACGAAUUAGACCUGUCUCAAGACUUUGUCUCAUAUCUGUUCGACCUCCAGAGGGCCGCUGGUGUCAACCUCUACUUCACAUCACGAAAGAUCCCACAAAUCCGGAUGCUCUUCGACAAUGCGAUGAUUGUCCCUAUCAAGGCGACAGAGCAUGACGUCGGAGUAUACCUCGAGAACCAGAUGAGCAAGCCACACGUACCCAGCUUCGUCCAGAGCAAUCAAGCAUUGCGGGAUGAGAUCAAGAAAACAGUUGUCAACGCUGUGGGUGAAAUGUUCUUGCUUGCUGACCUGCAAGUUACCCAAUUGAUGCAGAGCAAAUCGACACGGCGGCUCCAGAAUGCACUCAAGGCCAUCACUUCUGGCACAUCGACGUAUGAGUCAACGUACGCAGCUGCCAUGGAUAGGAUCCAAAGUCAGGACGAGCGUCUAUGUGGGCUUGCGACGAAUGCCAUCUCAAUCCUCGCAUACGCAGAACGACCGUUGCUUGCUCCGGAACUGGUCCACGCGCUCUCUGUGGACCUAGAUUUCAACGAGAGCUCAGGCACUGAGCUUCACAAAACAGGGGACUUACAGUCCAUGAGCGACAGUCUCGGAGUCUACGACCCGGACCUUAUGCCCACGAUCGAGGAUGUGAUAGCGGCUUCCGCCGGUCUGAUUGUGCACCAGCCUGAUUCCGAGAUUGUGCAGCUUGUUCACAAGACCACCAAGGAGUACCUGAUGAGCGAAAACGAACUCGUCGAACUCCUGCUCAAGUAUGGUGCUAGUCCGAUGAUAGAGGGCAAGAACACGGAGUAUAGCUCUUAUAUGAGCUUGCUCGCUAUCGCCUCGUCAAGUGGACACCACAACAUCGUCUCCUUCUUUCUAGAGUGUGGCGAUUAUACCAUGCCCAUGAUGCAACACGACGAGGACGGAUGGAGCUACAUGAGUGAUUCGACGUGGACCCCGGGGCCGAAUGCUGUGGCGCGGUUCCUCCUGCGCAACUAUACUUUCGACUUGUCUAUUCGCGACGCCAGCGGCAAGAACGCGCUCGCUCUGGCAGCAAAGCAAGGCAUGUAUAAGGUAGUCCGCCUGAUUCUGGAAGAACGGGAAGACUUGCUUAACUCACAGGACCACUCCGGUCGGACACCACUCUCAUGGGCCACAGAGCGACGUACGAGUUCGGUCAAGGAGCUCCUAAAAUACGAGGAUAUCCAAUCGGAGCUCGCGGACGACAAAGGUCUCGCUCCGAUAGACUAUGUGUUGCAAAAGGAUUUGUCCGCUGAGGACAAUCCACUAAGGCCUGGGAAUAAGCUGCAACUGCUGCCGCGCAUGAUUCCCUUGCUAGAGCACCAAAUCAACAGGCUUGAUCGUCACGGCUGUACACUUCUUCACAUUUUGAUCGACACUUCGUAUUCAGAGAUAUCCCCUUCCUGGGCCGAAGAUCAUGAGCAUUGGGAAAAGCUAGAGCGCUAUGAAGGCCGAAAGAUUUUCGAAUGCCGGGAAGAGUGGGAACACACAUGGAACAAAUCGCGUCACCUAAGGGACUUCGAGUCCUACUCUCCAAAACUCAACGUGUCCGGCUUCAGAGCAGCACUUGAUGCUGUGUCUGUGUCAGCUGCUGAGGUCGGCUCCUCGCCUUGCAAGUGCGGUAUUGGUACAAUCUUUCUGGCGAUCUCGACUGAGAAUGUGGAGGUAGUCGAAGUCUUGCUAGAACUCUAUCCCGACCUUGUCAAUGAUCAAUUCUUUGAUGGCAGUUCGCCUCUGGACCUGGCGAGCUGUAUCCGGGAUCAACAACGUCGACGAUCCAUGAUCGACCUUAUUUUAAGCAAGGACUCGAUCGUUGGAACACACAAAUCCGAUACGCCAACAUCCAGCAUCAGCGAGAGUGAUUCAGAUGAUUUAGAGCAGGAUUGGGUCUCACAGACCUCGAGCUAA